AUGGCACCGACCAAGGAGACGACGGGCUCGGCAAAGGUCGUCGCCGUCGAUGCGUACGAACCGGUCAUGCCCGUGGGGCGGCCGCGGUCGGCCAGCUGGUCCUCGGACAAUCCGUCCACGGCCAUCCUGUACAUGCUGGCAUGGUACAUCUUCUCGACGAGCGCGACGUUCAUCAACAAGAUCUUGAUCAAGGAGCAUGGCCUCUCGGCCGAGGCGCUUACCGUGUGCCACCUCGCGCUGGGCACGUGCUUUGACGCGGCCAUUUUCGCGGUCCCGCCAAAGUCGCGCUACAAGAUGUGGCAUCUUCGCCCGAUGAAGUUCGACCAGUACGCCUGCGUCUCGAGAUCGACACAUCUCAAGCUCAUCGCACAUACCGAAUAG
This is a messenger RNA of Saprolegnia parasitica CBS 223.65, 381 nucleotides long. RefSeq lists its product as hypothetical. Bases 1 to 381 code for a protein of 126 amino acids. NCBI's taxonomy places the organism in Eukaryota, Oomycota, Saprolegniomycetes, Saprolegniales, Saprolegniaceae. The transcript is spliced from 3 exons. The record is from RefSeq and is a predicted model, not a curated record.